Molecule: messenger RNA, 862 nt
Organism: Zingiber officinale
Lineage: Eukaryota; Viridiplantae; Streptophyta; Magnoliopsida; Zingiberales; Zingiberaceae
Product: 50S ribosomal protein HLP, mitochondrial-like
Exons: 4
Coding region: 214-723 (169 amino acids)
Biological process (GO): translation
Cellular component (GO): ribosome; mitochondrial large ribosomal subunit
Molecular function (GO): structural constituent of ribosome; large ribosomal subunit rRNA binding
Source: RefSeq, a predicted model, not a curated record
GUAAAAUUUAUAUUUUUGGAAAACCCUAAGCCCAUUUUUGUUCCAGCGUCUGUCCUGCAACCGCCGCGCUCCUCCCUGGUGCUCCCUUCCUCUCGCGAUCUCUGUCUCACUGCCGUCCUGCUGCUGUCGCCCGCCUCAGUCUUCCGUCCACCCGGCUCCGUGGGUCAUUGUCCUAUCUCUUGCAGGAAAGAGGAAUUCAAUCAAUUUUGGAAAAUGAAUGCAUUAUUUUCUCAAAGAUUGUCCACAGUUGGGCGUUCUCUAUUUGGGAGCUUUGGCAACAAUUUGUUAGAUACAAAGCCUUCUUUCGAGACAAUAGGCAAGCUAAAUUAUCAGUAUAUCUUCUCUCAGCAACAAAGAUCAUUCAUACAGAUGAGGACUAAACUCAAGGUGGUCGACAACUCUGGUGCAAGACGAGUGAUGUGCAUACAAGCUCUGAAAGGAAAGCGUGGAGCCCGACUCGGUGACACUAUAAUAGCAUCGGUCAAGGAAGCAGCACCUCGCGGUAAAGUAAAAAAGGGGGACGUUGUUUAUGGCGUAGUGGUACGUGCUGCCAUGCAGAAGGGACGCUGUGAUGGCAGCGACAUCAAGUUUGAUGAUAAUGCCGUCGUCCUCGUCAACAAACAGGGAGAGCCCAUCGGCACUCGUGUUUAUGGGCCAGUACCCCAUGAGCUUAGGAAGAAGAAGCACAUCAAGAUUCUAACCUUGGCGGAGUGCCUAGCUUGAAUAUCUCAUAUCUUGCCAUUCCCCCCUUUGACUUAUGUUCAGGGUUUUGCUAGCUAAUUCAAUUCUGGCUCGAGAGAUCUUUCUAUGGGAUUUGUGUUCAUGCAACCAAAAACAUGAUAAUGGGAUUUGCGUUCUUUCA